This is a messenger RNA of Acyrthosiphon pisum (pea aphid), 2430 nucleotides long. RefSeq names its product ring canal kelch homolog. Gene Ontology annotation, molecular function: protein binding. The transcript is spliced from 12 exons. The record is from RefSeq and is a predicted model, not a curated record. Bases 259 to 2004 code for a protein of 581 amino acids. Lineage: Eukaryota; Metazoa; Arthropoda; Insecta; Hemiptera; Aphididae.
AUAAUAUAGCCCGUCUUAGUUUUUAGCGUCAUACUGUGGUGAAAGUUCUUUUUAAAGGUAUUUUUAUUAAAUAUUUAACUUGAAAUGUAUACGUGGGACAAUACGUGACUGGGCACAAUGAGACACAUUUUCCUUGUCUCAUACUCUUUAAGAGCCGUUCAUAAUGGGUGAUUAAAUAUCGGUUAAGACUAACCGGCAGAAUUCCAUCGGUAAUACUAAAGAAACUUUGUUGACGAUUGACUUAAUAUACAAUUCACAAUGCAAAAUACUAAUCAAAGACCAGAAUCUAGAAAUUGUAAUCCAUCCAAAAUUUAUAAAAAAUCAUGUUUCCUUGAUAUGUAUAAAGGAUUCCAGACGUUACUGAUAGGUGACUCUUUUUGUGAUGUAAAAUUGAAAACGGAUGAUCAAAAAAUAAUAACUGCACAUAAAGUGGUUUUAUCAGCAGCUAGUCCGUAUUUCCGUGCAAUUUUCACAAAUCGUGCAGAAAGAAAUCAUGAUCUUGUGGCUAUAAGAAAUGUAGAUUAUACCGCUUUACAGCUUUUAAUACAUUUUAUUUAUUCGGGUAAAAUCGUGGUUACUAAUGAAAACGUCCAGGACUUGUUAACAGCUGUAAAUAUCCUACAGUUAUACGAAGUAAAAGAGGCAUGUUGUGAUUUCUUACAGUCUCAACUUUUCCCCACAAAUUGUAUUGGUAUUAACGCUAUAGCUGAUUUACAUAGCUGUACAAAAUUGAGAAAAAUAUCAGAAUUAUAUAUUCUUCAACACUUUUCAGAAGUUAUUGGUGGUAACGAAUUCCUAUCCUCAUCAUCCGAACAAGUAAUAAAUUUGAUAUCCAGUGACAAACUUAUAGUUCCAUCUGAAGAAAAAGUUUUUGAAAGUGUAAUUACCUGGGUAAAAUAUGAUUUGGAUUCAAGACAAUGUAUUUUACCCCAAUUAAUGGAACAUGUACGUUUAGCAUUAACAUCAAAUGAUUACAUAAAAAAAAAAGUAGCUAAGGAUCCCCUUAUAAAGAAGUGUCUUGAAUGUAAACGUUACGUAUUUGAGGCAUUAAAAACACUCAAAGGAGAAGAGCUUAUCCCACAAAGCAUUGGGAAUAAGCCCAGAAAUGAAGAUAAAGUUAUAUUAGUUGUUGGUGGAAUUGAGUUUGGAUUAAGUAAAACUUUAGAAUAUUUCGAUCCAAUGACAGAGCAGUGGCAUUGUGGACCAGAAUUGAUUACCAAACACCGAAGACAUAGUCUAGUCGUAAUUCAAGAUAAUUUGGUAUUUGAUGUGGGUGGUUAUGAAGUUGGUUUAUCACCUUAUCGGUGUGUUCAUAUGCUAGAUAUAACUGAAAAUCCACCUCGUUGGCAACUAAGUGACGACAUGUUAAUUGAACGACAAUUUUUAGGUGUUGGUGUAAUAAAUGAUAAUAUCUAUGCCGUAGGUGGAUCAAAUGAUAGAAAUGGAGAUUUAAAAAGUGCCGAAGUUUUUGACUUCAAUACUAAAAAAUGGCGAAUGAUAUCCAGCAUGAAUACUUUGAGAUCUUCAUUUACGGUUGGAGUCCUGAAUGAUCUUUUAUAUGUGGUAGGAGGUUUUGAUCAAUCAUUACAGGCUUUAGACACUGUUGAGUGUUAUAAUCCCAGUACUGAUAUGUGGACACCAGUCGCAAACAUGCGUGAACGCCGCAGUUGUGCCGGUGUAGGAGUUUUAAAUGGUGAACUGUAUGUUGUAAGCGGUCGUAAUGGAUCAAACCUUUUGAGUAGUGUUGAAAAAUACAGACCAAGUACAGGAGUUUGGACAACUAUUGCAGACAUACUUUUACCUCGAAAAUUUGCUGAUGUAGUCGCAUUAAAUGGUUUAUUGUAUGUCGUCGGUGGAAUGAACAAUUCUUCUGUUUUGAAUUCUGUAGAAUGUUACAACCCAAACACCAAUACCUGGGCCACGGUCACUGCAAAAAUGAAUAUGGAUCGCUGUUCAGCUGGAGUAGUAGUCAUUAAUAGGCCAAAACAUUUUACAAUUUGUUAGCAUUCAUGAUUUUUUUUUUUUUUUUGGUACAAUAUACCAAUGUUUUAAUAUUUUGCAUUAUAGUAUCUUACAUUAUGUAUUGCAUAUACAAUACGUGCAUUUUUUUAAUUUUACAACUUUCAUGUUUAAUUUCUAUAGCUAAGGUUUGGACAUUUAAAUUAAGGUUUCUCAUAAGUAGUUAAUAAUGCAACAAAAAAAAAAAAAUAUAAAAUAUAUACCUAAGCCUAAUUUUCUUCAUAGAUAUUUUUACUUCAAAUUUGAAUCUAAUUAGAGAGUUAUUUAAAUGGAGAAUAACGAUUUUUGUUAGCUUGUUUUAAUUUAAAAGUCUAUUAUAGUUUAAUCACACUAUGGCAUAUCUUUGGCAAUAAUUAUUCUAAGUAUCAGUAUAACCAACAAUAAAAUAAAUAACUUUUAUAGAAAAAAGAU